AUGCCGGCGGCGAGAGCAGUGGGACAGCGGGGUGAGGUAAACACGAGGGCGCAGGCGUGCCGCACGUGCUCCCGUUCCGCCCCCGCCCCCGCCCCCGGGCCCCCUCGCCCCUCGCUCCGGAGGCGCCGGGCGUCGAUACCGCGGCUGCCGCCCCCCCCCUGCCCCCCCUCCACACCCCCGCCAGGCUGCCCCACUCCACCGCGCCGUCCCCGCCUGGGCGCCCUGCCACCGGCGGCUGCCGCGUCCGCGCGCCAGUUCAGUUGUGUCUGCCCUCCCUCCAGUUUGUGUUCGCCCUGCCCCGUUGUUAACUGUAUAGCGAACCAGCCAGCCAGCCACCGCUACUAUCUCGCACACGCACGUUCCAGCCGGCCCGCCAGAAGCGCCGAAGCAGCACGCGGCCAGCUCCCGGAAGAGGCCUCCGGUACAUGGCAAGUGAGGCCGGCGCCAAGCGCGGCUGCUGCGUGGCUCUGUGUGUGGCUGUGUGAGUGA
Messenger RNA from Schistocerca americana (American grasshopper), 489 nucleotides. RefSeq names its product sulfated surface glycoprotein 185-like. The record is from RefSeq and is a predicted model, not a curated record. The coding region runs from base 1 to 489 and encodes 162 amino acids. The transcript has a single exon. Lineage: Eukaryota; Metazoa; Arthropoda; Insecta; Orthoptera; Acrididae.